UUAAACGUUGAAAGUGGACCAAUUUGGAGGAGGAACCCAAAAGCGUACGAGAGACGGAGCAAUUUCUCCAAUGGAGGUUGAGGGAUCAUCGAAACCAAUGAUAGCAACACAGCAGGAAAUGGUGAAAGCGAAGGUGCCGCUUGCAUACAGAGAUCAAUGUGCACAUUUGCUCAUUCCACUGAAUAAGUGCCGCCAAUCCGAGUUGUACCUGCCAUGGAAAUGCGAGAACGAGCGUCACUCGUACGAGAAGUGCGAGUACGAGCUUGUAAUGGAGAGGAUGAUCCAAAUGCAGAAACUCAAACAAUCUAACAAGCAGGGGAAGGGCAGUCCUAUUCCUCUUAUCCCCAAAACCGCCAACGCUUGAUUAGUCCCUGUCGAAUCGAAUUGGCGAUUAUGGGGGCAUGAAACUGCUCAAUUUUGUGGACUUCCAGAAGACUGCUUAAUGCCAUUGGUAAGAAGAAACGUAAAUCUAUUUUGUGUUUCCAUGUACGAGAGGACGAUCAGACAAUUUCUUUCUUCUCAAUAAGAUACUUAUUCUAAUGAGUCUUGUUUGGUAUUCAACGUUAUUAAUAAAAGGAGGUAGUAAGUUUUGAUUCUUCAA
This is a messenger RNA of Cynara cardunculus var. scolymus (artichoke), 601 nucleotides long. Its product is annotated as NADH dehydrogenase [ubiquinone] 1 beta subcomplex subunit 7-like. The coding region runs from base 71 to 364 and encodes 97 amino acids. The transcript is spliced from 2 exons. The record is from RefSeq and is a predicted model, not a curated record. Lineage: Eukaryota; Viridiplantae; Streptophyta; Magnoliopsida; Asterales; Asteraceae. Gene Ontology annotation, cellular component: mitochondrion.